Messenger RNA from Micropterus dolomieu (smallmouth bass), 5669 nucleotides. RefSeq names its product RAB11 family interacting protein 1 (class I) a (gene rab11fip1a). Gene Ontology annotation, biological process: regulated exocytosis. The coding region runs from base 366 to 4247 and encodes 1293 amino acids. NCBI's taxonomy places the organism in Eukaryota, Metazoa, Chordata, Actinopteri, Centrarchiformes, Centrarchidae. Gene Ontology annotation, cellular component: intracellular membrane-bounded organelle. Gene Ontology annotation, molecular function: small GTPase binding. The transcript has 6 exons. The record is from RefSeq and is a predicted model, not a curated record.
AGUGAACAAUAUAUCUAAGGGGAGGCAAAGCAAGGAAACUGUGCUUAUGAAAUCCUCUUAAAGGAAUUAGCUAUUAGUCGCAGCGCAGUGAAGGUUACGCUGGCGUUAAGUUGGUUAACCGGGAGUUAACUCAAGUGUUACCGGAGGCCCUGACAUAGCGUAACGAAGAGGUUGGAGAAGUAUUGCGACAUCAACCUGAGCUUCCUGAACUGAAGUCAAGCUAGGUAACCUAAACCUCCUGGCGCAGAGGACGCCGAAGGUGAAAAAACACAGCUCAGGAAAAGGUUAAUUAAGCGCCCGGCGUAGUAAGAUACUUCAUAACAAAAUUCGGAUUAACUUUUGGUAAAGCUUAACGGACUUUCGCGAUGUCUCUGGCCGACCAGAGCCAGCAAUGGUUCCCUACGAGUGUCCAGGUAACGGUGCAUCAAGCUCGGAGCCUGCGUGUCAAAGGCAAGAAUGGCACAAACGACGCCUAUGCCAUCAUCCAGGUGGCCAAAGACAAGUUUUCCACCACUGUGGCUGAGAAAUGUGUCGCUCCAGUGUGGAAAGAAGAGGCUUCGUUUGACCUGCCGCUCUUCCACCCGGGCAACGCUGAACGCUGCACACUGUAUGUCAUAGUAAUGCACCGCGCUCAGGUGGGCCUCGACAAGUUCUUGGGUCAAGCUGUGGUGAACUUACUGGAACUGCAUGACAACAACUCUCACAAAAAGACAGAUUGGUUCAAACUGGUGGACAAGUCUGGAAAAGAGGACAAGCCGCGGGGGGAGGUGCUGCUAGAUGUCCAAUUUAUGAGAAACAACAUGUCUGCUAGCAUGUUUGACCUUUCUAUGCAGGACAAACCGCGCUCGCGCAUCUCUAAGCUGAAGGACAAAGUCCGUGGGAAGAAAAAGGAUGGCUUCUCUGACUCUGCCUCAGCUAUUGUUCCCUCUGUCAGCCAGGUCCUCACAGACAGUGAGACAGAGGCUGAUGCACAGUCGCUCAAUCAGUUACCAGGAGAGAAAAAGAAAUCUAAGCUCAAAACCCUCUUUGCUCCCAAAUCAAACUUGCAGCGUAACAUCUCGCAGUCCAUGUCUACACUUGGGAAUCCCGAGAAGAAUUCAUCUCUCAGUGGCAGCCGCUCAUCUGGCCUCAAUGUAGACUCUCCUGAAGUUAAAAAGAAAUUUAAAUUCCUGGGACACAAGCGAACAGGCAGCUCUGACAGCAAGGUGUCGCAGGGUCCUUUCUCCCUACUGGGAGCGAAGGCCAAGCAGAGUAACAGUGAUCUGAACAACCUGUGCAUCAACGGCAGCCACGUGUACACAGAGGAGGAGUCCAAGAGUGGUUCUACUCUCAGUCUGAACAGCUCAGGCCAAGGAUCUGUAGAGGACGUCCGCAAACACACCUCUGAUAUCUCUGCAAAUUCCAUUAUAAGUGUACCUGUCCCCUCCUUCAGCCAUGAGUCUACAGACAAGGCAAGACUGGCGCAACAACGCCACCAAGAGGAGGAGGAGAGAAGGCAGGCUGAAGAAAGGCGCAUAGCAGAGGCCAAGAGGCUGGAGGAAGAGGAGAAAUACAGAGUAGAGGCCAAGAGACUGAAGGAGGAAGAGGAGCGCAGAUGUCAAGAGGAACAGGAGAGGAAGAGGCGCUUCCUUGAGGAUGAAGCAAGGAGGAAGAAACAGAUGGAGGAGGAGAGAGAGAGGAGGAAGCAAGAAGAAGAACGCAGGAUGCUGGAAGCAGCAGAAACCCAGAGGCUCGAGGAGGAGCGUCGCAGAGCGGAGGAUCAGAAACGACAGGAGGAGGCCUCCAUGAGCGACAGGCUGUCGUCUCUGUUUGGGAUGAUCAAAAAGAAAGAGGAGAAAAAAGAGGAGUUACAGCAACAUCCUAAAGAGGAGCUGCCCAUCCCAGCCCCCCGCAGUAACUCAAGAGAUCAAGAUCAACCCGUCUCCCACCACUCCACCAACCCGUUUGACAACGUUCCCUUAAGUUUGGAUCCUAAAGUUAGCACUAAUGAAAGCCCAGCUGAUCGUCAGAAAUCCAGCCACAACCCACAAACCUCCUCUGCUUUGGGCUUCCUCAACCGCACUGCUAAAGUGUCUGCAGUCAAACCCAGAUUGCCUCAAUCUCUGGAGUCUGAACCCGCUGACUGCCAAACCCCAAGUCAGCCAUGUCCUUCCCAAGCCACCUCUGAGUCCACCCUCUCUAGUGUCCCAUCUGAGUCCCCUGAUACUUUCUCCAACCUCCACUCAUCCCUGACUCCACCAAACAUAAGUCAAAACCUGUCUGGUUCCCCUUGUGACAGCAUAGAGAAUUUGUCCUCUGUUGGAUCUUCACCCACCAUGGCGGAUAAGAAGAGAAGAGCCCCCAUUCCACCUUCACAUCCAGUACAUGAGACAGUCAGACAGAUCAGAAACCCUGCAUAUGUAGAGGUAGAUGGAUCACAGCAAGGCAAAAGCAUCUCUCUACCGCUUCCUGACUAUGAAACUCUAUUUCCUCAGAAGAGACACGGAGUGCAAGGGCAGACUCGAUGGGACCACAUAAUCGCUGAGGUCAAUCAGAGAAACAGGACCACUCCAUCUGAAUUUUUGGGUCAAGAGAUGAGUGUGGAUGGCCCAGAGGAGCAUGAACCUGGUCAAAAGUCAUCACUCCCGCAGGAGAGUCCUGCUAUGAGACAUUAUCAAACACAACCUCAGGAGACCAAACCUAUGUCAACAAAAAAAGUAGCAGCCCCAGCUCCCCCUAAAUCAGUCUCACCUCCCCCUAAAUCAGUCUCACCUCCCCCUAAAUCAGUCUCACCUCCCCCUAAAUCAGUCUCACCUCCCCCUAAAUCAGUCUCACCACCCCCUAAAUCAGUCGCUCCUCCACCACUCCGAUCAGUAGUGGAUUCCAGUCAAAGAGAGAGGCAGAAUAUCGCUCACCAAUCUCUCAUGAGGCCUACUCCGUCUGCAGUACCAGGACGUGUAGAAUCUGACGCUUCAAGCAGAGAAAGUCUCCCAUCACCUGCAGGAACACAUGCACCCAGACCAUCUAGCCUAAUGGAUUGGCAUAUUACAACACCACCAAAUGAUCAACAAAAAGUGCAAGUCAUUGUGAACAAAGAGGCACCCACAGCCAAACCCAGACAGAGGGUUAGUGACAGAGAGCCAGUAAAGCAAGAAGAUUCUGCUGUAACACCAGUAGUCUCAAACAAAAAUUCAAUCAGUAACAUCCAAACAUCCAGUAUGAGCAGUGUGGACAAAAAUGUCAGGAAGACAGUGGAGAACUUUGCAGAUUUUGACCCAUUCCCCAGUACUGAGCUGCUUUCCAAAGACCCAUGGGCACAGCUGAAGCAGAGCCCAGAAGUAGAUGACCUUUUUACCAGCAGUGUACGGAAAGAGCAGAAACUAGAAGAUCAGGAAGUGAUGGCAGAUGAUUUUGAUAAAUACUUUGGUCAAGAGAAACCAACAGAUCCAUUUGCUAGUUUUAAUGGCAGUUAUUUAAACAAACACAGCGAGUACAGGCAAAAAGAUGAAGAUUCUAACCAAGUCAGUCCUGAUUUCCAAAGAAGGAAUUUACCGAAACAAAAACGGAUUCUUUCAUCCACUACUCACUCGGAUAAUAAGACUUCCAAGUCUCGACAAGAACACCCAUAUAAAGAAGAAAAAACCAUACUCACAGCUAAGCAAAGCCUCUCCGCAAGAGAUGUCAUGAAUGAGCCUAUCACACCGAAGCUUCAAGCUGAUUUGAAAACACCAAGCUAUUUUUAUGGAGGACAAGAUCCAUUUGGAGCUGAACCUUUUUCUGUAUCCUCUGCCUCGACCUCCUCAGAGCCUCUGCAGGUAGUUAUGGAGGAACCAGCACCUGAGGCAGGAGGUUUGUCUGGGGGAAAGACACUUUUGCGAGCGUGGGUCUCACCCUCUGAGGUUAUGCCUCUAAGUGCUCAGAAUAGCAAUGGAGGUGGGCUAGCCGUAACUCCACGCAGGCCUCAUCCUGUGAAGCCCAUGAGCUCCGUUGAGAGCCAGCAUCCCAACAGCACCCCUGCUGUGAAAGAGAUAAAGGUCUGUGACAGCACACCGGGGAAGAUUCAGGUGACAGACUCGGUGCAAAGUGGACCUUACACUCAGCUGACACAGGAAGAGUUGAUCACAAUGGUGGUGAAGCAGCAAGCUGACCUGUCCAAGAAGGACGCUAAGAUCGUUGAGCUUGAAGAGUACAUAGACAACCUGCUGGUCCGCGUCAUAGACGAGAAACCCACAAUCCUGCAGUCUCUUAACUCUGCCAAGCCAGUGUAAGGCAGGUAUUGGCUGCUGGAGGAAGAGAGUCCCACUUAAGGACACAGUUAUGUAUGUUGUGUGUGUUUGUUACUGUGUACUGAGAGGAACGACCUCUGUGAAAGUCUUGGAGCAUAUGCACUUUUUUUUUAGUUCCAGAGUCAAAAUUUGUUUGAGAAUGCUGCAAAAUUGUCUCUGAAGUUGUAACAUUUGGUGAUAACUUAAUAACAAGCAAGUACCUUUUUUAUAUAAGCAAAUGAAUGUACUUAUUUUAACACUAUGGUACUGGUAUUUUCUUUAAAAACUUGGCAAUAUUUUGAUUUAUGUACCUCACUUGAUUGAAACUUGGGUUGAGCUUUAUUUAAUAUACUAAUGAUGAUGGUUUUUUUUAAACCUACUAUAUAUAUUUGUUUCCUCUUUGAACUGGGUUUUGUGUAACUGCGGUGCGAUGAUUGAUCAUACACAUAACCUUAUACAACCAUUCUGUAUUCAUGCACCACUUUGAUGAGGCAAGAAUGUAAUAUUUCUCUCCAUAUAAAUAUAUUUGCAAUACAUUGAUGAAUUCACUUGCACGGCAUUUCUGCAGGUUAUAACUAUAAAUUAUGACCUCACAAGCUGAGUCAUGGUUAACAUUGAUUGUUUUUAAGUGCACAUUGACUUUUCCCUCCACCACUUAAGUCUUAUUUUAUUAGUUUCUUUGUUGAUGAUUUUGGCUGUCAUGUAUUUUUUUAAACCAGACAAUAACAUUCCUCCCCCUUUUACUCACCACAGUCGAAUGUCAGAUGGUUGUCCAGGCCUUUAAUAGAUAUUGUGCCUAAUUUUUUGCUCCAAAGAGGCGUUAUUUCGAAAACCAGCAAUAAAUAAAAGCAAGCAGCUACUAUGUACUGUAUAUAUGUUUGAAUUGCACAGCAAUUAUUUUAUUUCAUGUGGUUGCAAUGUAGCCUGUGCACAUAGUUUGAAAUAUUAUGCAAGUAAAAGUACAGUACAAACUAAUAAUAACAAUGUGAGUUUUCAAUCACUGUGAUGUUUAUGUUGUGUAAUAAAAAUCAAUAGAUAAUCCAAAACUAAUCAUCAGAGGAACAAUAGACUCAGCAUCCUAAAUAAGCAACCAGCCUUGUCUUUGUAUUUUAACUAUUAAAUGAACCCUGCGUCUAUGCCUUUAUAUUUUAUGUCUUGGCAGAAGUGAUAGCAAUAUUAAGUGUCAGACUGUACAGACCUGUGCCUUCAAAACCUUUUUCAUGACUUUUAUGUCUGAUUUGCUGGAUGGAGGGUUGAUGGCUUCCUCUCUUCUUUUUCUGGAGCAAGAGGUCAAAGAAUGUGCAUCCUGAUUUAUCAAGUGUUUGUCUGACGUGAAAAUAACUACAGUUGAUGUAAAAACCUCUGCAAGAAGUGAUGCUGAGCAACAUAUGGUGUUAUUGGAAAUAAAGACACUAAUUAAUUCAC